Messenger RNA from Periophthalmus magnuspinnatus, 2091 nucleotides. RefSeq names its product NADH-cytochrome b5 reductase 3-like. NCBI's taxonomy places the organism in Eukaryota, Metazoa, Chordata, Actinopteri, Gobiiformes, Gobiidae. Gene Ontology annotation, cellular component: mitochondrion. The record is from RefSeq and is a predicted model, not a curated record. Gene Ontology annotation, molecular function: oxidoreductase activity; FAD binding. The coding region runs from base 1 to 852 and encodes 283 amino acids. The transcript has 8 exons.
AUGAACUUCAUUUUCAGGCUUCUAUUUGCAAAGCGGAGACCUGCCAUUACCCUACAAGACCCCAACAUUAAAUAUGCUCUAAGACUUGUUGACAAAGAGAUUGUGAGCCAUGACACAAGAAAGUUUCGCUUUGCUCUCCCUUCACCUGCUCAUGUGCUUGGUCUCCCCAUAGGUCAGCAUAUCUACUUGUCUGCCAGAAUCGAUGGUAAAUUGGUUGUACGUCCAUACACGCCUGUGUCCAGUGAUGAUGACAAAGGCUUUGUCGAUCUAGUGGUAAAGAUAUACUUCAAAGAUGUUCAUCCAAAAUUCCCUGAAGGUGGAAAGAUGAGUCAGUAUUUGGAGAGCCUCAAAAUCAAUGACACUAUUGACUUCAGGGGGCCGAGCGGUCUUCUUGUGUACAAAGGAAAAGGAGUGUUUGCUAUCCAGCCAGAAAAGAAGGCUCCUGCUGAAACAAAAACAGCCAAACAUCUUGGCAUGAUAGCUGGGGGGACAGGAAUCACCCCUAUGCUGCAGAUCAUCACAGCCGUGAUGAAAGACCCUAAGGAUAAGACAGUAUGCCAUCUGUUGUUUGCAAACCAAACUGAGAAGGAUAUUCUUCUACGACCAGAGCUGGAGGAGAUACAAGUAAACAACCCAGACCGGUUUAAGCUGUGGUUCACAGUGGAUAGGGCACCAGCCAAUUGGGAGUACAGCCAGGGUUUUAUUAAUGAAGAGAUGGUGAGGGAUCAUCUGCCUGCCCCCAGUGAUGACACCCUCAUUCUAAUGUGUGGACCACCACCUAUGAUCCAGUUUGCCUGUAAUCCCAACCUAGACAAAGUAGGACACUCCGAGAGCUGCAGAUUCACCUUCUGAGGAAAAGGAAGAGAGCAUUCCCUUAUAGAUGCAGCCCUUCAAAUAUAAUCGCACUCAACAUGUUUGCACUAUAUCAUAUUCACGCUGUUUAUAAUGGAAUAGAAAGUGUGGACCAAUUUGUUUCACUAGCAAUUGUUGUGGUGUAGAUGACGUCAGUUAUGCAGAAAGGUUAUGGAUGCAAGGGAAAAGAUGCCAAAUCUGAUAUUAUCUGUCCCACCAAAGCCUUAUUUCAAUCAACUUCUUGUUACACAGUGGUGUUGGGACAAAGCAGAACAGCUAUAGAGUGCCUUAACACUUGCAGAGCUUUUUAUGCAUGGAUGACAUACAUUUUGCUGCUUUAUUUUCUCAUUUUGUAAUCUGUCAUGGCUGCUGUAGCAUUUACUCAGUAUAUAUUUAAAAGUUUCACUGUGUUGUAUAUAAUGCUGGCACAUUUCGCAGCAGUGUUCCCAUCUUGUGAUAUGCAUAAACUUUAAUUUUGAUGUGGCACAGUUUAAUUCAGACUGUUUUAUGUUUAAAAUGAGCUCUUAAUAUUAAAACAAAGCAUUUCAAUUAGAUUUUUUAUUUGUAAAAAUGUAUAUAUCAAGCAUGCACUGGAUAGUGAGAAGUAAACGUGAUACAUGUCUUAUAAAAGCCUUAAAGACAAAAUAAACUACCGAUAAUAUGUUAAGUGCAAUCCCAGGUCCCCAGCUACAUAACUACAAUUUUAAUAUGUUUAAAGUAAUUACACUAAGUGUGUAACAGGGCACCCAUUGAAUAUGUUGUGUCGUUGCUGAAGGUUGAAUGAUUGCAUUUUUUGAUUAGUCAGAAAAUUCUGGGUUAACAUUAUUCAAACAAGUUCUACAUCCAAUGUCUGAGUUUCUGAUUUUUUAGUAAAAGCCUAGGUGUAAAAUACAUGAGCUAAAAUGCCCAAUUUCUGUUCAAUUAUCAGAACUACUUUCUAGUAGAGAUUUCAACAUGUAUUGCGUUCAAGAUAUAUUACAGUUUAGUAAUGAAAACUAGAGCAACCACUUAAAUGUUGAAAGUUGUUGCUGCAAUAAAAUAACAGAACUUGAUAUUUGCUGUAAAACUGAACAUGAUAUUUUAUAUAAUAUUAAUUUUUUAUUUUUUUUUCUAAUAUGAGGUAGUGAUGACCCACUUUUGACUUAUCACAGAAUGCUUUUAUGUGCUUAAUACAUGAUAAUACUUUGUGAUGCCUCUUUUCUGCUUCACUCCAAAUUUGUGAAUAAACCAAAAUCUACU